GUAUUUUCCUGCAUUUCAAAAUUAUGAUAAACAUGGGAACGCAGAUUGAAAUUGGAAUCGUCUUUCGGGUGUUUGAAAGUUGUUACAUUAUGAAGAUGGCAGUGCUAUUGUACGUAAAGUUCCGCUUUUACUUUCUGGUGUUGUUCUUAGAGAACUGUCAAGGCGGAACUUAGUAUGAUCAAUUCUAAACAACACACAGCUUAAUUAUUCAUUAUUCAGUUCAAAAUAUAUCCAAGAAUUAAAACGCUUUAGCUUACAUAAAAUCAGAGAUGUCUAAAAUAUUGGAUAGUUACUAGAUUAUGCAUCUUAGUUUCUCGUUAUUGUUCCAUCAUUGUUCAUCCAUUUCUUCCUCAAUUUGUCUUAUAUAUUUUUUCCUUAAAUAUUCCAUGUUUAUCUAAUCUGGGUAUCUGCUUAUAUACAGUAUAUACAACUAAAAGCAAUCAAAUAACAUAUUAUUUGCUACUUCUUGUUAAAUUCUAAAACGUAACAAUUUACUUAAGUAUCACUUUGUCUUUUUUAUAGUUAGCUUUAUUUUUUAAUCAUUUUUUUUCUCAUUUGUUUUCUUUUUUACUGUUUUCUCUUACAUACGUUACAUUGUAAAAUACUUGUGAAUGUCUUUGAAUACUUCAACAAACCAUUGUGUAUGAUUAUGCCAUGAUCUGUGCUUAUGUAAAUUGUUAAAACUGGAAGAGAACACUCAUAGGCCUUAUAGCUUUUUGCCCAAUCCCAAAAAUGUGUUUUGUAAAUAUUGUUCACAUGUUGAAUGUAAUGUUGAAUAAAUUUGUUUAAACCAACUUAAUUAUUGUAAGAGGUUUAAUAACAAAUUACAAACACAUAAUAAUAGCAAUAUUCAAUAUUCAAUUAAAUGUUUAAAACGAGCUAAGAAUGGAUCCUUACAGCUGUGAAACAUGAAAUUUAUAAUAAAGCAUAACCAUAUUCAUUAGCUGUAUUAAAAAUCAUCCUGUAAGUAAAGGUGAUAUACUGAGUAGGACGCAAAAACUCUUUUCUAUGAAAGAAAAAACUGCAAUUUACAAUGUAAGAAUGCAGCAUGACAUAACUAUUUUUAUAAGUUCAAUGGAUAAAUUUACUUGCAGGCAUAUAGAAUCUAGAAUAAACAAUGUAAGAAAGCAGAAUAUAACUUUGGCAGCAAUUUAUCUUCCAUAAGAUAACGUUAUGCAUAUUCUUUAUAGGGGACUCAUCGGCACAAACAUAUUGACUUUAUCUAUAAACUUAUACGUUACGGUAUACAGCAUAAUUUAGUUUUAUUAUACAUGUAUAGUUUUUACACUAGAUUAAACAAUUGCAUAUUUACUUAAACUAUAGCAGGCAUAGUCAAGUAUUCAUAUGUCCUGACGCUUAAGUUAUCUUAUACUUAAAAUCCGCCAAUUACAUAAUGGAUAACAUACAGACACUUCCUGAUUAUGACAGUGUUAUUUCUUAAAUAAUUCAAAACCAGUUUGAAAAUGUCGUGUUUUCGUUUGCUUGUUUUAUAUUUCGUUGGAUUUUUUUCUUCUAGCGCUUUAGUUGGUGGAUACAGCAGAGGUAAUGGUUGUUAAAGUAUAUGACUUAUUUAUGUAUCAAGAUAUUGUUCGUGCGUAUUUGGAUGCUUGUACAUUCGUGAAUUAAGAAAACUCAAAAUUCGUAGAAAAUGAAUGUGGUUUUUAUCAAACGAUAUUUACACCAGAGGGAACAACAUCAACUUUUCUCUACAACUCCACUGACUACCAUUUUUUUCAUAUACAUAUUGAAAAGACAUCAGGAUCAAAUAAAGGACAUCUUGGUUAUGUCCGUAUGUUUCAAUUCUCUAUAAUAGAUACUUUGCAUGUUGAUGUUUCUUGGAAAAAUAGAUCAAACAUAAGUAUUCCUUCUUACUCUGAUGAUCAAUUCACUCUUAGAAUACAUCUAAACAACGUCAGUAUGGAGGAUAAUGGGACAUACCGAAUACGUGGUCGUGAUUACGCUUGUUAUAUCCUUUAUGUAAUGCGAACAAGAAUUGAGCCAAGUCAUAGUCAAGAAGAAAAUGAACCAAUAUAUGUGUUUGCGCAUCCGCAUGCUUCACAGAUAAGCCGGCCGUUAACAAACGCAACUAUGGUCUGGUUAUUAGAUGGUAAAUCUACCAAUCAAUCUGCCAGGUUUAUACAAGAAGAUGGUUUUAUUUGGAUACCUAUGAUUAGAAGAGGCCUCAAUGGAAGGAAUAUAACUUACCGCGCUAUACAGGAUGACGGGAGAAUCAGCGAUAUAAAUACCACAGUAACUGUUAGAUACGGACCAAGCCAUCCUUUGACGCUGGUACCAAAAAAGACACACUACUAUAUGGUCAGUGGAGAUAUCAUGCCUGAUAUAACAUGUACAUCUGAAUGUAAUCCACCAUGUAACCUUUCCUGGGGAGAACACAGCGAGAGAGAGACUCUAAGUCUUAGAACUGUUAAGAAGGAAGAUUCAGGAGAGUACACAUGUACUGCUAGUAGAAUUGGUGGUCAGAUCGUACAACAGACUAUCAGUAUUUUUGUUGCUGAUCGACCACUUCAAUCCCUCGAGUUGUCACCAAGAAAGACACACUAUAAUUUGGUUAGUGGAGACACCAUGCCUGAAAUCAUAUGUACAUCUGAAUGUAAUCCACCAUGCAUCAUAUCCUGGGGAGAACACAGCAAAGACAACAUUCUUAGUCUAGGAGACGUUACCACAGAAGAUACAGGGGAAUAUACAUGCACAGCAAGACGUUCAGAUGGCCGCAUAGUUGAACAAACAGUCAGCGUUUUCGUUUCUGACAACUCAUAUUUUACCACAGCGAUUAUAUGUUUGGCGACGGUUCAAUCACUUACUAUCAUUUUUCUUGGGUUGGGUACAUUUUUCAUUUACAAAAGGAAAGUACCGUUUUGUUGUCAACAACUUUCAGAAUUCGUUUCCAAGAAUAAAACAGACAACACAACAGUUACCUUUUCUCAAUCGAACGUGCAAGGAUCUGAAAAUAGGGUGUAUGAAGACUUGAAACAUAGAACAAGAAACAAUGUUUACGGCGAGAUUAAUUUGUCUAUCAUAGGAGAUGAUGCUACAGUAAGUACAUAUGAAAACAUGAGCAUUCCGGAAAGAAACAAAGCUGAAGCCGAAAAUUAAAAUAUUCAAUUCGUUUGUCAUAUGUUCACAUGCAUAACUAAAUAGUAUUUACAUGCGGUAAAAAAUGACAUUUCCUAAAAGAUUAAUUUUCAUAAGUUCAAAAGCGCUAGUACAAGAAUUAGACAUUGUUUAAAAGUUUAUUUGUGCAAAGACAUUCAAAUUGACAAGUAUGUCAGGCUAUUUUAGAAGGAUAUUUUGUACUCAAUAAUUUAUUUUCUGGACUUUUCUGAGACAAAAAGGGGAACCGUGAAUUAUCAUUGGAAAAAUGCAGAGGCAGAAAGAGAUAAACGUUCCUUACUUGAUUUAGGGAACGCAAAAAGGAAACAAGAAAAAAAAACAUAUUAACGGCGCAGCUGUUCAAUGAAAGAUUUAAAAUCGAUUGAAAAUAAGUCUACAAGCAACUGUUUUGAAUGAAACUGAACAAAAAAAAAUAUUUGCUUUGUACAUGUGUUGUUAGUGAAUCAUAAGAUGACUUAUUUAUCUAGUAUGUUUGUCUCGGUGUUGUAAAAAUAUGAAGAGUGUUUUGUUUUUUUCUCUAUUUUAGAAAAAUCUGAACAGUUAUACUUGUAAUGUUUGUAUGUUAGUAUGUACUAAAUUACUGUGUCCCAUGCUCAGUCAUGAAUAUAAUGACAAUUCCUUGCCUUCAAGGUAUCUAUCUGCUUUAACUGUACAUAUCUAUAUAUCUGCUAUAAAAAUAGUUCAUAUAAUUCCAAAAUGCCCGCAUGAAUGAAAUAUGUUUGUAAAGUUCUUUAGAACGAAUUGCGCGAAAACCAACUUGAAUUAGUACUGUAAUAAUUUACUUCCGUAACAUUUCUUCCGUUAACGUACAAUAUUCAUGUGUAUUAAGCAAACUAAUCAUUCUUUAUUAGAACUCUUUCAAGAAUCGACCAUAUACUUAUGGAAACAGUAUAAUUUAACCGUUGAUAACUUUUAUAAUACUAUUUCAUGAGAUACACUUUAUAUUGCUAUAUGCAAAAAUGUUUUCUUCUUGGAUAUUACUUUUUAAUAGCAUGCUUAAAUGCUCAUAUAGCUUUUAAUAUGCCCGAAAGAAAUCGGCGUAUAUUGUUGUGCACCUGGACGUCCGUCUGUUUACAGUUUUCAUGUCCGGUCUGUAUCUUUUGAACCGGUGGAAGGAAAUUAAACUACUUAGCAGAAAUGUUUACCAUACUGAGACGAUGUGCAGAGCGCAGGCUUAACCUUCCUCGGGUCAAGGUCACGCGUAUUAUUUUGUAUGAAUUACAAACUUUCGUGCCCACUCUGUAUCUUUUGAACCGAUAGAAAGACAUUAAAACUUUAUGGCAGACAUAUUCCUUAUAAUAAGAACACAUGUUAGGGGUCACUUGAUUUAUAUAGACUUAUGUAGGAAAACAUAUUUAAGACUUACUGUGUGAAACUUUAAGCCUAGAGCUAAAAUAUUUGACACGUAGCAUCAAUCUAUAGAUUUCUACAAAAG
This is a messenger RNA of Ruditapes philippinarum (Manila clam), 4567 nucleotides long. Its product is annotated as protein turtle homolog B-like. NCBI's taxonomy places the organism in Eukaryota, Metazoa, Mollusca, Bivalvia, Venerida, Veneridae. Bases 1792 to 3114 code for a protein of 440 amino acids. The record is from RefSeq and is a predicted model, not a curated record. Gene Ontology annotation, cellular component: cell-cell junction. Gene Ontology annotation, biological process: cell-cell adhesion. Gene Ontology annotation, molecular function: cell adhesion molecule binding. The transcript is spliced from 9 exons.